Myotis lucifugus (little brown bat) is the source of this 1815-nucleotide messenger RNA. RefSeq names its product G protein subunit beta 3 (gene GNB3). The record is from RefSeq and is a predicted model, not a curated record. The transcript is spliced from 10 exons. Lineage: Eukaryota; Metazoa; Chordata; Mammalia; Chiroptera; Vespertilionidae. Gene Ontology annotation, biological process: G protein-coupled receptor signaling pathway. Gene Ontology annotation, molecular function: signaling receptor complex adaptor activity; protein binding. Gene Ontology annotation, cellular component: cytoplasm; heterotrimeric G-protein complex. Bases 294 to 1316 code for a protein of 340 amino acids.
GGCUGGGCCCAAGUCUCUGGAAGCCACACACCUCCUCCUGUCCUCCUCCCACCCUGCCAGCUGACUUAAUUUGCCUGACGUCUUGUUGGCCCUUCCCUGUCUGUGCCCACACCCCCCUCCCCAGAGUGGGGCCAGGCCAGGCCAGCUCUUCUGGCAGCAGAGCCGGGGCAGGUGACGGCUGGCGUUGCAGUUGAGGGAGUGAGGAGGUGCCUGGGAACCGGAGCUGGAAACCUGGGAGCGGUCCAGUCAGAGCCCAAGAGCCGGAGCCGGAGCUACCUCUCGACCUGUCAGCCAUGGGGGAGAUGGAGCAGCUGCGGCAGGAAGCGGAACAGCUCAAGAAGCAGAUUGCAGAUGCCAGGAAGGCCUGUGCUGACACCACUCUGGCAGAGCUUGCGUCUGGCCUAGAAGUCGUGGGACGAGUCCAGAUGCGGACGAGACGGACGCUCAGGGGACACCUGGCCAAGAUUUAUGCCAUGCACUGGGCCACGGACUCCAAGUUGCUAGUAAGUGCCUCGCAAGAUGGGAAGCUGAUCGUGUGGGACACCUACACCACCAAUAAGGUACACGCCAUCCCUCUGCGCUCCUCCUGGGUCAUGACCUGUGCCUACGCCCCCUCAGGGAACUUUGUGGCAUGUGGGGGGCUGGACAACAUGUGUUCCAUCUACAGCCUCAAGUCCCGUGAGGGCAAUGUCAAGGUCAGCCGGGAGCUCUCUGGUCACACAGGUUAUCUCUCCUGCUGCCGCUUUCUGGACGACAACAACAUUGUGACCAGCUCAGGGGACACCACGUGUACUCUGUGGGAUAUUGAGACCGGGCAGCAGAAGACUGUGUUUGUGGGACACACAGGGGACUGCAUGAGCCUGGCUGUGUCUCCCGACUUCAAACUCUUCAUUUCGGGGGCCUGCGAUGCCAGCGCCAAGCUCUGGGACGUGCGGGAGGGGACUUGCCGGCAGACGUUCACGGGCCAUGAGUCGGACAUCAACGCUAUCUGUUUCUUCCCCAGUGGAGAGGCCAUCUGCACAGGCUCAGACGACGCCUCCUGCCGCCUGUUUGACCUGCGGGCAGACCAGGAGCUGACGGUCUACUCCCACGAGAGCAUCAUCUGCGGCAUCACAUCCGUGGCCUUCUCCCUCAGUGGCCGCCUGCUCUUCGCAGGCUAUGACGACUUCAACUGCAAUGUCUGGGACUCCAUGAAGGGCGAGCGUGUGGGCGUCCUCUCUGGCCACGACAACAGGGUCAGCUGCCUGGGGGUCACAGCUGAUGGGAUGGCGGUGGCCACAGGCUCCUGGGACAGCUUCCUCAAAAUCUGGAACUGAGAAGGCUGGAGGAGGGGAGGUAAAAGGCCAUGAAGACACUCAGCUGCCCCUUCCCCUGCCCAGUUUCUUUAAGGCUUUCUCUUCUAUACCCCAGCUGCCACUCCCACAAGCUUUCUCCUUUGAGGCCCGUGGGGAACACAGGGUGUGCCUCUGGGAGACAGCAUCAGGGCUGGGCAGAGAACCGCCCCUUCUCCCAUGGCCUCCCCUCUCUGUGGUCCUGAUAGUUUCUCCCUUAAUGAGUAAGGACAACGGACCCCUCCCCAGCCCUUGGCAGCCCAGCAGGUUUCAGCAUAGGCUCCAGGCCCUAGGAUUCCUCCUCCAGAGCUACUACCUUUGUCCAGGGUAAAGACCUGGGUGGCCAGGGUGCUCGGCCCCGUGACUAUGGCUCUGGCACCACCAAGGUCCUGGCUCCCUUCUCCUUCAUGUUUUCCCCUUUUUCUACCUUCUUUUUUUUUUCUCCCCUCUCCAAAGUACCUGCAAUAAAGUAUAGCAGUUGGUA